AUGACAAACAAAAGAGACAAUAUUGCGUCAAGCUCUUCAGCUCCUGUUGAUUCCCCACCACCUUACACCCCUCUUCCUUCACAAUCUCGUGGAGUUGAGCCAAAUGAGGCUACGCGUCUUUACCCAGAUGUUCCGAAAAAUUCAUAUUCCGCUAUUCCAACUCCAACCUAUAAUCCACCUCAACAGCCUUCGAUCACGACUUAUAAUCAACCCGAUACCGUUAUUUUAACUCCAGCAGUUUCUAUUUUUGAUUUACGUGCUAAUCCAGCCGUUACUUGUUGUCCGCAUUGCAAGCAAUUCGUUUUAAGCAAGACGACUUUUCGUUCUGGAACUGCCACCUGUUUAUCUUCUCUUGGACUGUUUGUAAUUGGAAUAACGAUGUGGGGAUGUUGCUUGAUUCCCUUUUGC
Messenger RNA from Scutellospora calospora, 408 nucleotides. Lineage: Eukaryota; Fungi; Glomeromycota; Glomeromycetes; Diversisporales; Gigasporaceae. The record is from the annotation of a GenBank genome assembly.